Molecule: messenger RNA, 393 nt
Organism: Aspergillus brunneoviolaceus CBS 621.78
Lineage: Eukaryota; Fungi; Ascomycota; Eurotiomycetes; Eurotiales; Aspergillaceae
Exons: 3
Coding region: 1-393 (130 amino acids)
Source: RefSeq, a predicted model, not a curated record
AUGCCGUGGAGCAUCCUCCCAGAGCCAGUAACAGCAUGGCUGAAUCGUUGGGACGAGAGAUUUUGCGAAGACGGUGCAGCGGGGCAGCUCGGCCACGUGGAAGCGCUGCGCGAGCUCAAGACCCUCUUCGUAUGGCUAAUGAUCUCCGGCGCCGCGGACGUCACCACCGCGGAGGGAAUUUACUCUCGUAUCCAGACCGUCGAAACCCAGCUGUCGGCGCUGGAAGAGAUGAUCUGGCGCUUGGAGCGCAAGACCCACGAGGUCCUGAGUCGGUUCGCUGGGAGCCGACUCGCAUCGCUUUUGAGGGCUUGGGCGACCGCCGAGAUCAUAUACAGCGCCUCAUGCUGGCCUAUUGCUUCGGGCUGCGUUGGGCAAGGCGUUACAACAAUGUAG